Molecule: messenger RNA, 3382 nt
Organism: Coregonus clupeaformis (lake whitefish)
Lineage: Eukaryota; Metazoa; Chordata; Actinopteri; Salmoniformes; Salmonidae
Gene: egr1
Product: early growth response 1
Exons: 2
Coding region: 533-2071 (512 amino acids)
Biological process (GO): regulation of transcription by RNA polymerase II
Molecular function (GO): DNA-binding transcription factor activity, RNA polymerase II-specific; RNA polymerase II cis-regulatory region sequence-specific DNA binding
Source: RefSeq, a predicted model, not a curated record
GAGCUCAGAACAGCUAACCUUAGAGCAGAGAUAGCCAGAUACACACAUACAGCGCUUUCUCCCUAACUAAGAACAUUUUCACUCAAAAAGUAAAAGUGAAUUCAAAGCAACAACAACAACAAAUUAUCCAAAAGGGCAACACCCUAAUUGGAUUAAACUAGUGAAAAGAAAAAAUAUAUUAAUUAUUAUUUAUCAUUAAUUUUAGGGAAUGAGUAAAAGGGACAUCUGAUCUAACUACUCUUCUCAGAAAGAAAAUAAUAAAGUGGAUUUGUACACAUCUUGGACAAGAGGAGGAACAAGACAAGAAGACUCUUGGAGAACCAGAGAAAAGAGAGAAAGAAAUAGAAGAUAAUAUCUCCUCAUCCUCAGCAGCAGCAGUAGCAGUCUGACCCUGCUCCCUAAAGUGGACUGGUGAUUUCCUCCACCUGAGAGAGGACUAUCACCACUCUGCCCAGACUGCACCCAGCCUCGCUGCACUCCUCUCCAGCCUCCAGCGCAGCCUCAGCCCCCUACAGCACCACAUCCCUGGAGGAUGGCUGCAACCAAGACAGAGAUGCUCAAUCCAGCCCUGCAGAUCUCAGACGCCCUCAGCUUCACCCACUCGCACAUGGAUAACUAUCCCAAGCUGGAGGAUAUGAUGAUGUUGAGCUCCGCUGGGACCCCCUUCCUCUCUGCCUCAGCACCCGAGGGAGCAGAUUUCGGAUCGGGGGAGCCAGGAGAGCAGUAUGACCACCUUACUGGAGAUACGUUACCUGAUAUCUCCAUGAACUGUGAGAAGUCGAUGGGCGAGCAGAGCUACUCCACCCAGCGGCUGCCUCCCAUCUCCUACACCGGCCGCUUCACCAUGGAGCCCGCCACCAACAGCAGCAACAGCCUGUGGGCCGAGCCCCUGUUCAGUCUGGUCAGUGGGCUGGUUGCGAUCAACCCCCCCUCCACCUCCACCCCAUCCUCCUCCGCCUCUCAGACCGGCACCUCUUCCUCGUUGUCCUCCUCUAUCUCAUCCAUCGCCAUCUCCUCUCAGAGCUCCGGUCUGAGCUGCUCCGUCCACCACAGUGAGAAUAACCCCAUCUACUCGGCUGCUCCUACCUACUCCAGCGCCAGCCCUGACAUAUUUUCCGAUCAGGGCCAGUGCUUCCCCAGCCCCGCCGGAGGGUCGCUCCAGUACAACCCUCCAGCCUACCCUAACGGGAAGAUGUGUGGCAACAGCUUCCCUGUGCCCAUGAUCCCUGACUACCUCUUCCCCCAGCAGCAGGGGGAGAUUAGCCUUCUACCUGAUCAGAAGCCCUUCCAGAACGGGUCAGGCCAGCCCUCCCUCACCCCCCUGUCCACCAUAAAAGCCUUCGCCACCCAGACAGGCUCCCAAGACCCGAAGCGUGUCUACCAGUCCCAGGUGAUCAAGCCCAGCCGCAUGCGCAAGUACCCCAACCGGCCCAGCAAGACGCCGCCCCACGAGAGGCCGUAUGCCUGCCCCGUGGAGACAUGCGACCGCCGUUUCACCCGCUCAGACGAGUUGACACGCCACAUCCGCAUCCACACAGGCCAGAAGCCCUUCCAGUGCCGUAUCUGCAUGCGCAACUUCAGCCGCAGCGACCACCUGACCACGCACAUACGCACGCACACCGGUGAGAAGCCCUUCGCCUGCGAGAUCUGUGGACGCAAGUUUGCCCGCAGCGACGAGAGGAAGAGGCACACCAAGAUCCACAUGAGGCAGAAGGACAAGAAGGCGGAAAACGGUGGGAUGACUGGGUUGUUGGCUGUAGCAGCAGCUUCAGCAUCAGCCCCUUCCCCUGCCUCUAGUUACGCCUCUCCCAUCACCUCCUACCCCUCCCCGGUCUCCUCCUACCCCUCCCCAGUCACAUCCUGCUACUCCUCUCCCAUCCACACCUCGUACCCCUCUCCCUCCAUCGCCACCACCUACCCCUCUGUCUCCAUGUCCAUGUCCACUACCUUUCAGUCCUCCAUGGCAUCCUCCUUCCCCUCCUCCGUAGCCUCCAUCUACACCUCUCCGGUCCCCACCCCGCUAUCAGACAUGCAGUCCACACUCUCCCCAAGGACAAUCGAGAUCUGCUAAGGAAGAGAAAGAGAAAACACAUUUUAUUCUCUCCUCCUCACCACUCAGUACAAUCUCUUUGAGGGGAGAAAUCAGCAUCAAAAGACUUGUUAUUCACCUUCUGAAAAGCACUUUUCUGCCUGCUCCCUCCGCAAGCUCUGUUCAGUGAAUCCUCAGAUUCACCUGAAGAAGAGAUAAAACUAUACACACGUCAAGGACAAAGACAAUAUAGAAGACAAAAAGGGAUUUUUUCUUUCUCUGUCGAUAAAGCAAAUGCAGCGCUUCAAACAAGGCAUACAAGACUUUCUAGAGCCGGAGUUGAAACUGGCGUAGACAGGUCGUUCCUAUUAGUGAAUGCACAGACGGAGACAAACAGACAGACAGACUGAACAUUGCCUGGUACUAAGGCACGCUUGCCCUCCGAGGCUAUCAUUUACAGUACACAAUGCAUUGAAUGAUAUACAUAAGCUACAUAAUAUGUAUAUUGUACUCGUGCCAUGUUUUGCUCCUUUUUCCCCCAUUCUUUGGUACCAUUGAUGUGAAAAACUUAUUUGCAUUGUAUUAUUUGAAGUGAGCAGGGCCAUAUUUUCUAUUCUAAUACUUUCUCUAUGAUGUAGUGAUGACGAUGCUGUGAUGCGUUUUUUUUUUUACUUUGUUUGAUGACGAAAUAAGCACUUAAGUAUUCAAGCAUGUGUUAAGAGUGAUGUUAGUUUCUAUUGUUUUGUAAAUAUCAUCCACUGGUACUAUCUUUCUCUUUCUCACAUCAUGUGACAUAUCAGUCUGUUAUGUGGACAAAAAAGAGAAAAAAAUACAACUUAAACUAAAAAAAAAACUAAACAGCCAACGUUCCCGUUUCUGGUGCCUUUUUGUGAAGCCUUGCUGAUGUUUUGACACGGCUGCGUGCGAGAGAUGAUGCGUUGCGUCUCGCCUUAAGGGUUGAAGGGAUAUUUUUGUUACAGAAUGUAAGUUAUGCUCAGACAAAGAGAAAGGGAAGAAAGGGACGAGAUGAUAUGAGGGCACCGCUUCAUUUCUUUAGAAUGUAAGCAAAAUUAUAAACUAUAUUUUUUUAACAGAAGAAAUGUAAAUAUCCACACCUUCAAGUUGGAAUGUUGUACUUACCUACUGAGUAGGCAUGGGAUUCUUUUGUAUGUUAUAUACAUGCGGCUCAUUAUUUUGUGGUUUAUGUCUAUUUUGUAUUUGUGUUUGUUAAAUCAAGUGACUGUUUCUGGCUUCUCAACACAUUGAAUGCGCUUAACUGCCAAUGGGAUAUUUGGUGUACAUGAUAUCCUCCCAGAAAUUAAAUAUAAAUAAAACGUAAAUAUAUGUAUAGAA